GCCGGCCGACAGGCGACCAGGAACCUCCAAAGUUAUGGAACCGCGCUCUCCUAGGAUAGGAGGCUGGCCAGCCAAUAAGGCUGCCAUCCCGCUGACUGCGAGGCUUUCCUUCUUAACUCUCCGGUGAUACUAGUUUGGAGGGCUUCCGGCCGGAGACCAUUAGGAAAAUCACCCGGAAGGCGGAAGUCCUAGGGCGGAAGUGGCCGAGAGAAAAGGAGAAUGGCGGCUGAGGCCUGGCUUUGGCGCUGGGGCUGGGGCUGGGGUCAGCGGUGCCCAGGGAGGCCUGGGCUUCCUGGCCCCGGCCCAGGCCUCACUACGUUUCUACAUUUACUUAUGUUGCUGGGGCCGGUGGCUGCGGACAUAACCGACGGCAACAGUGAGCACCUCAAGCGGGAGCACUCGCUCAUCAAGCCCUACCAAGGGGUCGGUUCCAGUUCCAUGCCGCUCUGGGACUUCCAAGGCAGCACGAUGCUAACGAGCCAGUACGUGCGUCUGACCCCUGACGAGCGCAGCAAAGAGGGCUCGAUUUGGAACCACCAGCCGUGCUUCCUUAAGGACUGGGAAAUGCAUGUCCACUUCAAGGUCCAUGGCACAGGGAAGAAGAAUCUCCAUGGAGAUGGCAUCGCCUUGUGGUACACCCGAGACCGCCUUGUACCAGGGCCUGUGUUUGGAAGCAAAGACAACUUCCACGGUUUGGCCAUCUUCCUGGACACAUAUCCCAAUGAUGAAACCACUGAGCGUGUGUUCCCGUACAUCUCCGUGAUGGUGAACAAUGGCUCCCUGUCAUAUGAUCACAGCAAAGAUGGCCGCUGGAGUGAGUUGGCAGGCUGCACAGCUGACUUCCGCAACCGGGACCAUGACACCUUCCUAGCUGUACGCUAUUCCCGGGGCCGCCUCACGGUGAUGACUGACCUGGAGGACAAGAACGAGUGGAAGAACUGCAUCGACAUCACCGGGGUGCGCCUGCCCACUGGCUACUACUUUGGAGCCUCUGCUGGCACCGGUGACCUGUCUGACAACCACGACAUCAUCUCCAUCAAGCUCUUCCAGCUCACGGUGGAACGGACGCCUGAGGAGGAGAGCAUUGACUGGACCAAGAUCGAGCCCGGUGUCAAUUUCCUCAAGUCUCCUAAAGACAAUGUGGAUGACCCCACUGGGAACUUCCGGAGCGGGCCCCUGACGGGGUGGAGGGUGUUCCUGCUGCUGCUGUGCGCGCUCCUGGGCAUCAUCGUCUGUGCCGUGGUGGGCGCUGUGGUGUUUCAGAAGCGCCAGGAGCGGAACAAGCGUUUCUACUGAGGCCGGUCUGCCUGGGAAGGGCCUGACCUGGGCCGGGCUCUCAUGUGAACUUUUUUCUACUGGGAUUGUAAAAACCAAUGGACCUUAUUUCUUAACUGUUUCAAAGAAAUAAUUAAAAUAUUUUCUUACA
Molecule: messenger RNA, 1426 nt
Organism: Apodemus sylvaticus (European woodmouse)
Lineage: Eukaryota; Metazoa; Chordata; Mammalia; Rodentia; Muridae
Gene: Lman2
Product: lectin, mannose binding 2
Exons: 8
Coding region: 220-1296 (358 amino acids)
Biological process (GO): endoplasmic reticulum to Golgi vesicle-mediated transport; Golgi organization; endoplasmic reticulum organization
Cellular component (GO): endoplasmic reticulum membrane; COPII-coated ER to Golgi transport vesicle; endoplasmic reticulum-Golgi intermediate compartment
Molecular function (GO): D-mannose binding
Source: RefSeq, a predicted model, not a curated record